Molecule: messenger RNA, 1644 nt
Organism: Ceratitis capitata (Mediterranean fruit fly)
Lineage: Eukaryota; Metazoa; Arthropoda; Insecta; Diptera; Tephritidae
Exons: 1
Coding region: 1-1644 (547 amino acids)
Source: RefSeq, a predicted model, not a curated record
AUGAGGAUAGCAGACCAGCUCGAAUUAAUUCGCGCAGCUACUCAGCCGAGUCCACCUUCUCGUGUGGAACGAAUUCCAGAAGAAGCUUCCUCUUCAAAUAUAUGCCUGAAAGUCCCAGCCUGCGACACAGAGAUAUUCUAUGGGGGCUAUGAGGAAGGGCCAGCUUUUCGUGAUAUGUUCACAGCUGUCUACAUUAACCACCCUAAGCUCUCCCGUGCACAAAAGUUGUAUCAUCUCCGGUACAAAACGGAAGGCAAAGCUGGCUCAAUCGUCAAACAAUACCCAUUGAGCGAUGAUAACUUCGAGCUAGCAUGGGAGGCAUUACGGGCGAAAUACAAAAACAAACGUAUCCUAGUAGACAACCAAAUAAAAGUCAUACUCUCGCUGCCCAACGUACAAACCGAAAAUAGCGAGCAAAUACAAAGACUGCAAACAACAAUAAAUGGCUGUCUGUCCGCCUUACAUUCCCAAGGCGUAUCUACAGACAGUUGGGAUCCAAUGUUAGUCUAUAUACGCUCCUCGAAACUACCUGAAACCGCAUUAUCCUUGUGGGAGCAAUCUCUUGCAUCGCGAAAAGAGUUGUCAGCAUGGUCGCAAAUGAAUGACUUCCUCACUUCUAGAUACGAAGUGGUGGAGCGUCUUAAUCGGCUUCAUCCAAGCCAAAACAAACCGAAACCAGUCGCCACUCAAAACAUCGCUCACAAUAGAUCCUUUAACAGGAUACAAUCAUUUGUGGCGGAACAAAACAGGGAUAACACAUGUCCGUGUUGCAAUUCCCGACACGCGAUUUCGCAAUGCCACAAUUUCAAGAAAAUGUCGGUAUCUAGCAGAAUACGUUUUUCAAAGCAGAAUAAGCUCUGCAAAAACUGCUUAUCAAGAAGUCAUCACAGUAAUGAUUGUACUAGCAGGUUUGCAUGUGCACAUUGUCAGUUACGGCAUCACUCCUUGUUGCACCUAAAUGCAAAACCAAACGCUCAAAACGCCAGCAGCAGUUCUCAUAACUAUACUGUGCAACACCCAACUGCCAAGUCUACUUCCACAGUUCGACAAGCGCAUACAAGCUCCAGUCCAAGCGAGCAACCGUGCUGCUCUAAGCAAGCACAAAUUCAAUCGUUACAUGCGGGACACGAUAGCAGAACUCUCCUUCCAACUGCCAUUAUCGCAGUGGAACUUUUCAUCGAAAGUUCAGAAAAGGUUGCGUCUUCCAGUCGAACAUUCCAAGUUCGAAAUUUCUGGAAUGGGUGGACACAUCGUCCAAAACACAUCCAAACUUUGUUCCUUGACUUUGGUAUCAUCCAAAUCAAGCAACGGAUCAACGCCCAAGCCAUCGUGCUACAAAAGCUAACGAGGCAUUUGCCAACCUUUACCUUAAGCCGUAAUACCUGGCAACAGUUCAAAAUCCUUGAACUAGCUGACCCAAAUUGCCAUAUACCAGCUCAAACCGACAUGGUAAUAGGCAGUGACAUACUCCCACAAAUUCUCGUGGAAGGUGUACAAACAAUUUGCGACACAGUACUUGCGCAAACCACUAUAUUUGGCUGGAUCCUUAGCGGUCCAGUAACCGAAAAAGUGGUGUCAUUCUCGACACAAGUAGAAGAAAUCUCAACUGAUACACUUGGUGAUCAAUUGAGAAAGUUCUGGUAA